Betta splendens (Siamese fighting fish) is the source of this 1984-nucleotide messenger RNA. RefSeq names its product desert hedgehog signaling molecule (gene dhh). The coding region runs from base 527 to 1921 and encodes 464 amino acids. NCBI's taxonomy places the organism in Eukaryota, Metazoa, Chordata, Actinopteri, Anabantiformes, Osphronemidae. Gene Ontology annotation, biological process: protein autoprocessing; smoothened signaling pathway; regulation of gene expression. The record is from RefSeq and is a predicted model, not a curated record. Gene Ontology annotation, molecular function: calcium ion binding; patched binding. The transcript has 4 exons.
AAUUGGAGGCGUGUGCUGGAGCGUUGGGAGCGCGCAGAGGAAGGGAGGGCAAUCUUGUCCGGACGCUAAUAAGACCCAAUGGCUGGUGCAAGGUGGCCAGGAGCGCCGGGACGCGACAGGAGACGGUGGUUGAAGGAGAGGAAGAGGAAGAAAAGCGCCCAGCCGCGCGGACGACGGGGAUGGGAGCGCCACGCGAGCGUGCGUAGGAGCCGUCGCGCGUGAGCUGCGCGUCGCUUCGUGUGCGUCGACGGGGAAGCUGCGUGGAGAGAAGCGUGAUGAGAAACCUUCAACCUGCUCACUCACCGGGCUGCAGCUCCUCAGUGCAGUAAACACAGCUGGAACGUCAGCUUUAGCACCUUUCAUUGACCUUUUGACUUGAGUCUCAUUUCGAAAGUUUACCUAUUGCGACAUUUAGUGGAUUUUCAAAAUAAAACCCUCAACACAGACACUCCAUGAGUUGGUAUGGGCCAAGAUUUCAGCGUCAUUCACGUGAGCCACUGACUCCUGGGAGCCGCACGCCUCCCCAAUGAAGCAGUCCUGGUGGGCCCGCCUGGCCCAGCUCUGCCUGCUGGCUGCCUGGACCUGCAUCUGGCUGGUCCAGGGAUGCGGGCCGGGCCCUGGCUACGGCAUCCGGCCCCGGCACAGGAAGCUCGCGGCCAUGCACUACAAGCAGUUUUUCCCCAACUUCUCGGAGAACAACCUCGGGGCCAGCGGGAGAGCGGAGGGCAAGGUCACGCGCAACUCGGAGCGCUUCAACGAGCUCGUGUGCAACUACAACCCGGACAUCGUCUUCAAGGAUGAGGAGAACACGAACGCAGACCGCUUCAUGACCAAGCGAUGCAAGGACUGUUUGAACAGGCUGGCGAUCGCGGUGAUGAACCAGUGGCCGGGGGUCCACUUACGUGUGACGGAGGCCUGGGACGAGGACGGCCACCACCCCCCCGGCUCUCUGCACUACGAGGGCCGGGCUGUGGACAUAACCACCGAUGACCGAGAAACGGACAAGUACGGCCUCCUCGCCCAGCUGGCGGUGGAAGCUGGCUUUGACUGGGUCUACUACGAGUCCAAAUAUCACGUCCACUGUUCAGUAAAGGCUGAUCACUCGGUUGCAGUGGAAAAAGGAGGCUGUUUCCCAGGCUGGGCCCGGGUGACUGUAGCUGGAGGGAGACAGAGGAGUCUGUCAUCACUGGCUCCUGGGGACAGAGUCCUGGCCGUGUCUGAGACGGGUCAAGUUGUGUUUAGCCAAGUGCUCCUGUUUCUGCACUGGGAUCAAGAAAGCAGCUCUAGCUUUCUGUCUCUGGAGACGGUGGACAACCACAGACUGACCCUCACCCCCAAUCACUUGGUCUUUUUAGCUGCCCAGUGCAGACUCGACACCGGCGGCUACCGGGCUCAGUUUGCCAGCAGAGCCAGGCCGGGGGACUGUGUUCUCAUCCACACAGCACCGGGCCAAGUGCACCCGUCGCAAAUCAUCUCGGUUUCCGUGGAGGAGAGUGUGGGAGUGUAUGCGCCCCUCACGCAAUCUGGAACUCUGUUCGUUGAGGGAGUGCUGGUGUCCAGCUAUGCACUGGUGGAGGACCACAGACUGGCUCACCGGGCAUUCGGACCUCUGCGGCUUCUCCUCUCAUUCAGCCAGCUACUUUGGCGGGGGGUGGCGAACGAGCAGCAGACGAGCGACGGCAACGCAGCUUGCACCGGGACUCCGUUUCUUUGCAGCACUCGGGUAAUAAAGGACAAGGCAGACGCUCAUGUGAGUGAGCAAACAGCAAGCAAACGAGACAAUCUGAGUGAGCCUCUGAGGACGGGGGGCGACAGGAAGCGCGCGAGCGUGAGGAGGCAGACUCCACAUGUGCACUGGUAUGCUAGGUUACUGUACAGUCUGGGAUGCUUAUUCUUAGAUUCCAACUCAUUCCAAACUUAAAGCUAAAGCUGUUGACUUACAUUAACACUUCCUGUUCUAAAUAUAUUAAAAGCAUUGGAACAA